Messenger RNA from Acyrthosiphon pisum (pea aphid), 1962 nucleotides. RefSeq lists its product as uncharacterized. Lineage: Eukaryota; Metazoa; Arthropoda; Insecta; Hemiptera; Aphididae. Bases 241 to 1962 code for a protein of 573 amino acids. The transcript has 9 exons. The record is from RefSeq and is a predicted model, not a curated record.
UAUUUGUUUCAUUUAAUUAAUAAUUUAAAUAAUUCUUCACAGUAAUGGUAGUUUCGUGCAUGAUUUUAAAUAAACAAAUAUUUUUUCUUUACAAUCAGCCUGUAUUCUAAUAGAUAAAUAAUAUUUUUGUAGGUUAAAUCAUAUACCACUCAAGCUCAGCCACCAUCAACAACUCGUGCAUAUUCUAUUGCAGCCAAAAAUCAAAAAAUAGCUGCACAAUGCUAUAACGCGAGUUCAACAAUGUCUAAAGACAGCAAUUUGAAAAGCGGUUUGGGUCAUUUUGUACCACCGCCGCUUUUAGUCCGUGCAAGCAGUGCGGCACCAGUAAUUGGUAAUACCGUUUCAUACUCCAACAUUGUACCUAUUAGUCAAUGUAUAACAACUAUGUACAAUCUAACAACAAAUGUCAAUGUAAUGUCACAUUCAAGUCAAAUGAGACAAUUCUACAAUCAACGUUCUAACAAUAAUCAAGCCCAACAACAACAGUUGCAACUAAAACAGAUACAACAGCAACAACAAAUAAUUACCACUCCUCAAACUCAGCAGCCAUAUAGUGGUAAAUCUGUGCAUGGUCGUUUAACCAACACACAAAAGCGCAACACAUUAAAGAAUGCUGGGACUGUUGUAGUUGCUCCGUCCUUAGAAAUCAUUGACUUAUCGUCCCCACCAUCCAGCCCUGUUCCUCCAACUGUGCAGAAUAAUCCACUUCUUCCUGAUAAUAUAUGGGAAUUGACGAGAAUACCGGAACAGAUUUCGAGGCUUGACACAUCUAAUAAUGCUCCAUACAAGAUCCAAGAGGUAAAAUUUCGAGGGAAAUUGAUAUGGUGUAUAAACGCCCAACCUUUUAUAUACUCGAAUUUGUUGAUGACAUUAGAUGAUCUAGUCCAGAUGAUAAUGCCUACGUGUACAGUCAACAAUUGCGCUUUCGUCUUAAACAAACGGUUAAGAAGAACAGUAUUCAGUGGAAAUUCCGAGCAAUUGGCUGUGUUGCGGAGAAAUGGACGCCUCAAGUCGAUGAACCCGAAUGAUACACCCAUGGCUAGGCUACACGAUAUCGAGGAAGUCUUGUCGCAUUUAAUAAAGCAAUUGGAUCUUAUUGGUUUGAAAGAAAACAAAUAUGACACAUCAAAACCCACCGUACCGACUGCUGCAAAACACCUACCAGAGCCGAAAAACUGGCCUCCGCCCCCCGCCAUACAUGUUUUCACAAUGUUCCCUACAAGAUUCCUAAACUACAACAAAAUGCUGUUCCAUCAAUUUUCCCUGGACCCUGCAUACCUCACCAAAAACAUUAAAAAACGGAAACCACCAACUGAGCGACAAAAUGUAAUACAUAAUAAGAAAAGUAAAGAUGAUGAUAUUGCUGCCGAGGGAACAUUAAAGUUAUACUGUUCUUGGACUGAUGCCACUAUACAAAAGUUGAAUAGUACAGUUUCAAUUUAUAGUUUUGUAUCUUUCUGCCACAAUGAUACAAUACCUAUCAUUGAGAAAUCUGUUACUGUCUCAACCAAUGGUGAUAUUACUUUUGGAGUACUGGGGAAAAAAAUUGAAGCAGAACAACUCAAUAUUAUCCCAGCUAAAAAUCUAGAAGAUUUUGCUAAUAAUUUAAAACAAUUUGAAAAAAUGUAUGUUUGUCAUGGAGGACCACAAGUAAAUCGGUUUUCAAGAGUAACUACUACAACAUGUGUUGCUAAUUCUGUUGGAAGGUUACAGCAUAUUAAUUGUUGUCUUGUUAUGAAGGAAAAAGCUAUGGUAAAAGGAAUGGUAGUAAAUGGAAAAAGUCGUCAAGUUUGGAUCUACAAUCUAACUUUUCUUAUAUCUGACUCAAAUCAAGAUAAAGAAAAUUGUAUUUUAUAUACUUGGAAUGAAUCGGAUAGUGGAAGAGGACCUAAUGAAGUUUAUUCAAAUCCAUAUGACCAUAAAAAUGUUAAAGGACCAGACUUUUUAGUAAUGUUACAUUAA